UCCAAAACAAAUUUAUUGUACAUAGUUUCAAGUAACUUUAAAGAAUAAAUAAUUGGAAAGGACUUUGAUAUUCAUGAGGCGUUUGACUACAAAUGCGAUAUUUGCUGCAUGGCCGGGAAAGAGUCGAGAUUCGAUCAACUUAAUUGCAGAAAAUGUAAAAAAUCCAUGGUGAAUACUGCUGGAGGAAACGUCGAACAGAAAGGAAGACAAAAGAAUGAAAAUAAAGCACAGAAACGAGUACCUAAAUUAAUUAUUUCAUUAAAAGAGAAAAUACCUGUUAUAAUUAAUUCUCCAGAAUUAUCAGUUGAUGAAAGUUUUUCAGAAACAAUAGCUGAUAAAGUAAAAUUAAGAAAACGAGGAAGAGAUUCCUCAAGUGUUGAAGUGUUUAAAUCAAUUUCUAAAUCUAUUUUACCUUGCAAAAAACGAAGAACCAGUUGUGGUUCUUCAUCAUCUCCUUCAUCUUCUCCGCACAAUGUUGAAACUUUUAAAAUAGCUUCUAAAGCAAAUUCCAACAAGGGUCUUCCGAUUUGUGAUGCAAUAAAAAGUAUUAUUGAACUUCCACGUGAAAAAGUGAAAAAAUCUGUCCUAGAAAUGGAUAAUGUGUCUUCUGAACUGCCGUAUAAAAGAGCUAAACAUUGUUCUUUCAAUAAUCAGAUAAACCAAUUAGCAGAGUCCUCUUCAGCUGCAAAUGUAAUCAAUAUUCAUGAACUUGAAGUUGCUUCAUAUGAAGAAGUUUCUUCUACGGAGCCAUUCAAUUUUUCUUUAUCUUCUCCUCUACAGAAGUAUGAUGAUAUGGAAAAUAUUGUUACUCUUGCACCUUCAAUUAAUAGAGUACAAACUGUAAAUUCAUUUAAAUUUCCUAACAAAAAUGUUAAAGAUCAGGUACCUGCCAUACCGUCAGUGAAUGCUCCCCAAGAAGUGCAUUAUUUUUACUUGCCAAAGAAAGAAGAAGAAUGUGCAUUAAAUAAGAAAACCACAUCUAAAGUUUGCUGCAAUACUGAAAAAAUGGUCAAUGUUUCUCAUAAUGACCACGCAUAUCCAAUUACACUGAACGAAUCUUUACUUAAAGAUAUUAAUGUUGAUUUAUUGAUAUUUGCGGAUAAAAAAGAUGAACUUCAAAAUUUGAAUUCAUCUACAGUUGAAAAUGAACUUAAAAAUUUGGAUUCAUCUACAGUUGAAGAAUUUUUUUCGCAUUCAAAGGAGCUCUCAUUGGCUAACCAGCGAGCAAAUCGUUAUAUUGAUGCUCUUACAGACUUGGUUAUUCAAAUAUCAAAGCAGCACGAUUCACAGAUUUCAAAUAAAUUAAAUGGCCUUGUAAACUCUGCAGUUCAAAAAAACUCUGCAGUUCAACUUUCUCCAGUGAAUCAUUCCAGUCAAGCAAGAACCAAUCAAAAUAUAUCUAAUAUAAAGAAUGGAAUAUGUGUGUUGGAUUCUACAAAAACAUCAGUUAAGCAGUUCUCAAGAUCACCAUCAAGCCAUUCCCCAGGUUCUAAAAGUCAUGCUAGAGGUUAUAGAAAUACUCACAAUUACAAUGAUGGUUUUAGGCAAGAAAAUCAUGUUGCAAAAGAAAAAGAAAAAAGGAAAGCUAUGGAUGAGAGAUGCAUUGUUUAUGUUGGGAAUAUUCCUCAUGGUUAUUCGGAAGCACAGUUGAGAAAAAGGUUUCAGAAAUUUGGAACUAUAAAGGACAUCCAAAUAAAGUCAAAAGUUAGGUGUGAUUUCAACAAUUUGGAUGGUCACUCUGUGGGUUCUCAGGAAAUGAAGAAUUAUGGAUUUAUUACAUUUUCAUCUAAUCAAGAAGCAGCUAAUGCUAUUGAGAAAGGAAAUAGAGAACAUGAAUUGAAAUUUCAGUUAAGUUUUGGAGCAAGACGUCAAUUUGUUGGAGAAGAGUAUAAAGAUUUAGAUGGAAUUGUGGCCAAAAAUGAGAAUUCCAUAUACAAGCAUAAUUCCAGAUCUUCCUUCCGACCGAAGAACAAAGAUGAUGAUGAUUUUGAUUUUCGGAAACUCUUACUAACUGAGAUGAAGGCUAGAGGUGUGAACACUGAGCUUUUUAGUAAAGCUUGAAGGGCUUCCGAGAAGCAUCAAGAGCUUUAUUGUAUAGUUCUCAUAAUCAUACAAUAUUCAUUAUCAUUUACAUUAUUUCAGUCAUCAAAUUCCUGGAAAGUUUAAUUAUGUAACAGAAUUUUUGUCAAAUCGAUCAUUUCCAGAAGUCAAGUUUGAGACUAGCUUGUUUCAAAUGAGUGAGAAGCACCAGUAUCUAAAAUUACUAACUUCUACUGGAUUGAGUUUAAGACACUUGGAAAGUGAAUUCCUCCGGUGGAUAGAUGGAUAUUGGGAUUUUUUUAUAAUUCAGAAAAGAAUUUUCAUUUGAAAAGUCUGCAUAAUGAAGAGACAAUCAAGAUAUAAGCAGCUUCAUCAAGGAUAUCGUUUGCAUGCUUUUAAGAUUUGUUUGAAAAUCUUGAAAGUAUAACUUAUUUGUAAACAGAUUAUUUUUGCAGUUUACUUAAGGGGCAAUUUUUUUUAAAAAUAAAUUUUGUUUGAAUUGAUUAUACUAGCUUUUUGUGAAAAGAUCCUACAGCAUCAUUAGACAGUCAUUAAAUGUCUAAAAUUAAUAUUUUUGAGAAAAUUAAAAAAAAUUAUGUUUUUCAUAUUUAGAUAGAUUAAGAAAAUCCCUUGGCAAUUACCUUGAAGGUAAAAAUCAUUUUAUAAUACAAUAUUUUCCUUUUGUUUAAAAUGCUUAAAUUUUGACUAUAUAGUUUGAAUGAGCUAGACAAGUGGCUUGUCUACUUCAUAUAUGAAAUUAUGAGAGUGUGUGCAAUUUAAAAUUUUGAUAAUUUGCUGUGACUCUCAAAGUUAAUUAGUUAACUUUGGAAUUCAGUUUCAGAAUUCUGUGAAUAAUAAAAUAAAAUAUCUCUUAUAAAAUAUUUCUGCUCCUAUAGUGAAUUUAACAAUAAAAUUGAAAUAAAAUGGUUAAUAAAGUUUUGUUUUAAAAGAAUAAAUUAUAAAUUGAAAUAUUUUUUCUAAAAAUUGCAUUUGAAUAAUUAGCUUUUGAUUUUUAAAUAAGUUCUAAUAAUCGUGUUUUUUCCCCCCUGUUCAUUGCUAUGUCUUUUGAAUAUUACUGUUGUUUAUACCAUGAGUCAUUAACUUAGAUGGUAAAAUUAGUGUAUUUUACCUCUUCAAAGUAUCUUUACUCUCACUAUAUGUUCUCUGGACAUGACUUUUUACUAAAAAUCAAAAUGACAUCGUGUUCUGAAAACAGACACACUGUCUGUUGAAACUUGAAUGUAUAAACAUUUAAAAAUGUGAUCUCUGGAAAUAUUUUUAAACAAUCAACUGAUUAAUUAUAGAGCUUGGAAUUUUCAUUCAAAUGAGUAAUGUAUGUACUGCUAUUAAACAGUUGUAUUGUUGUAAAGUAUAUUAUGUUCCUAUUUAUAAUGAGUGAUUUUUUGUGAAGAGAAAAGAUAUGUUGAAAACUUCAUUUCCUUUUGAUUUAAGCAAGAAGUUGGAUGAGUUAUUUGUAUAUAUAAGGGUUAGUGCAAAUCAAAAGUGGAUACUAUAAUAAUAAUUUAUCCUGUGGUAUAACUUUCAAGUGUACUUGGAAAUAAAAGAUCAACUUGUUAUGUGAAUAACAUACUGCCAAAAUAUCUGUGUUAUUUCUUAUAAUAUCUUUACUGUUCUAAUGUAAAUAUUAUUGAGAAUCAUAAACUUGGUCAAUCUGACUUGUUGUAUGUGAACUUAAAGUUAAAAUUUGAGAUUUAAUCAUGAACUACUCUUAUAAGUUUGUAAUUUAGCCUGAAAUUCUAUUAUAAAUAUUUGGAAGUUGAAAUGUUUGAUUUUUAAAAUAUAAUUAACCAAUAUGCUGCAUUGCUAUGCAUCAUGUUUUCACCAUUGUAUACAUUUUAACUUAUUCAUUCCUUUAUCAGUAGAUGUAUUUUUAUUACAAUAUUUUUAUCUUAAUAUGCUGAUGUACAAAUUCUUAAUACGAUUUUUAAAUGGAUUUUACUUUGUAUUAACUUUUCUUUUAUCACUCUACUCUGUUCUGAAUGUGACCAUCUGUUUUAACAGAGUUUUGCUUCAUUUGGCUCUACCUUCAACAUGUUUAUCAAGAAAUAUUCCUAAUCUGUUGUUAUUCGCACAGUCAGAUUGCUUACUAUUAUACAUAAAGCGAAAAUAAUGUACAGAUAAUAUAUAAUUAUUUUAUAUGAUAUUAAAUAUAUUUUAUAGCUCUGUGUUUUGUCACAGAAAAUUCUUUUAUGUCAACUUCAUUACCUCAUUUGCUCAAAUUUGCCAAAUGCUCAUUUAAUAUUUGUUGCUUACUUUUGUGGUAUGAAUGUUGAAUAGAGUAAUUUAAAAACCAUAUCUUUCUGGUGCUAAAGCAAGUUCGUUUUUACUUAAUAACAGCACAGCUUGUAUGCCAUUCAUUGCUGUUAUCUUUGUUGAAAAUAAGCUGUGUAUAGAUUAUGAGAUUUUGAAGUUUAGACUCUACAUGUAUGUCAAAAGUUUCAGUUGUAGUUUUGAAAAAUGGUGAAUGAAUUGAGCUUAUAAUAAUCCAAAUUAUUAUUUGGAGGACAAUGAGUGUUAUAAUGAUGAAUGACGAUUUUUGUGUAAAUUCGUGAUGACAGUUUUUAACUUUUUUUUGAAGAAAAAAAUCAAUUAGUUUAAUAACUAUUAGUUAAUUUCAUGUAACCAUGAAGAAUAUUGAUUUAGACAUAUCUUUGAAUAUAUUAAUUGGAGUAUUAAUAUCAAUGUUUUAUUUGUCUUUGAAAAAAUUCAUCCCUAAUUUAUACUCUUUAAUCUUCGAAAACUAAAUUUCAAUGUAAUUAUUGGCUUAAGACUUGUCAAAAAGCAAUUGAAAGUGAGGAAUUAAAUAUAAUAUAUAAUAAUGACCAGUGAAAAUGCAUGACUUAAUUAUGUUAAAAUGGAUUUGGGAAAAAAAAAUGUUUUUUGUUUUUAUUUGGAAUGUGUGGUUGAAUCAUCCACAGUUUUGUUACAUAGGAAUCAUCUUUUUACUCUUCAUGUGUGAAAGCAGUUGCAUAAUUAUGCAUUGAAUACAAGAGCUUGUUUUAUUGCUUUGAGAGUAGAAACUAUAUUUGCAUAAUUUGAUUUUUUCUAAAAAAAUUAAUUUGCAAUUCUUUGCAACUCUAAAGGUGUAUAUUCCAUCCAAGAUCAAGAAACAUCAAAAUGAUGUACUUUGUAAAAUGAUAUCCGAGGAGUUUUAAAUACAAAGGGUAAAGUAAUCGUCAGCAUAAAAUAGGGCAGAAUUGUGGGUAGUGCAUUUUCAUUAGUCAUUAUUGUUAAAUUCAUAUUUUUGAUAACAUUUUUCAUAAUUUUUCAAUUAAAAUUAAUUAGUUAUUAAGUUGGAAAAUGUCCUUCAAUGUUUUAAGGUAAAAAUAUAAGGGGUGCAGAUCUACCUUAAAUGUAGUUCCUAUUAGUGGCAUAUUUUGAUUUUAUUCUUAGCUAUUUAUAUAAUAUACAUGCCUUAUAUUGUGCAUAAUUAUUGAAAAGUUUCAAUUUCUCAGAAGCUCCAAAUUAAUUUCAUUGAUGUGUGUAUUUCUAAGACAUACUUUAUAAAAAUUUGUUUUUUAACUUCUAUGCAUGCUCUAAUUAAUGAUUUGUAAAUAUUUCAGAGUAUGUUAUUUGUGUAUUCCCUGCCAUAUGUACAUGAUUCUCUCAGAAUUCUAGAUAGUAUAUUUCAUAUUUUUUUUUUCUGAUGUGUCAUAACAGAUAUUUAGUUUUGUCUCUUCAUAAGUUAGAAUACUGCAUCAUUUUGCAUAAAUAAGUUAGAGGAUAUAUAUUAUCUUUUAUUUUUGACCAUACAAAUUCAUUUUUUUGAGGUACAAAAAUAAAGAAAAAAUAAUUGCUACAUUUUACUGAAAAACUUAAAAUGUUUUGAGUAACAUUCUAUGUUUGUAAUUGUCAUAAAAUAUGUGUAUCCCCUGUCGGU
Messenger RNA from Argiope bruennichi, 5941 nucleotides. RefSeq lists its product as uncharacterized. Gene Ontology annotation, biological process: positive regulation of transcription by RNA polymerase II. NCBI's taxonomy places the organism in Eukaryota, Metazoa, Arthropoda, Arachnida, Araneae, Araneidae. The record is from RefSeq and is a predicted model, not a curated record. The coding region runs from base 109 to 2061 and encodes 650 amino acids. Gene Ontology annotation, molecular function: transcription factor binding; RNA binding. The transcript has 10 exons. Gene Ontology annotation, cellular component: nucleus.